Zonotrichia leucophrys gambelii is the source of this 1857-nucleotide messenger RNA. RefSeq names its product THUMP domain containing 3 (gene THUMPD3). The record is from RefSeq and is a predicted model, not a curated record. The transcript has 9 exons. Gene Ontology annotation, biological process: tRNA methylation. Lineage: Eukaryota; Metazoa; Chordata; Aves; Passeriformes; Passerellidae. Gene Ontology annotation, molecular function: tRNA (guanine) methyltransferase activity; RNA binding. The coding region runs from base 85 to 1614 and encodes 509 amino acids.
GCGGUGUCUGGUGGUCGGUCGGUCGGUCGGUCGGUCGGCUGUGGGUGGGAAGGUGGGGGCGGUCGCCCUCCCCGGGCAGCCGCCAUGGCGGAGGCGGAGGCGGCCGGCGACGCGGGGCUGGGUCCGGCCGCGGCCCAGGAGGGCGCGGAGCUGGCGGAGCUGGCGGCCGUGAUCGGCGCCACCGUGCCCACGGGGUUCGAGCAGACGGCGGCCGAGGAGGUGCGGGAGAAGCUGGGCUCGGCCUCCAGGAUCAGCAAGGAUCGGGGCAAGAUCUACUUCGAGGUUCCGGCCCGGAGCCUGCCUCAGGUCCAUCGUCUGAGGUCGGUGGAUAAUUUAUUUGUUGUUGUUCAGGAAUUCAAAGACUAUCAAUUUAAGGAAAAUAAGGAAGAUGCUCUAAAGGAUUUGGAAGAUUUGGUUAAAAAGCUACCCUGGACCGAUCCGUUGAAAGUUUGGGAGUUGAACAACAGCUUGAAAAAGAAAAAGACAAAACGCAAAAAACACAAUCUGCAGAGUCCUGCAAGCAGAGGGAAGCUGAGUGAUGGUGGAGAAGAGGGAGGAGCAGAGCAAAAUAACCCUAAUGACCAGGAGGACUGUGCCCAAAGCCCUGUGGCUGUGGAAGCCGCUGGUGGCCAGGAUACAGAGCAUCCCCAAGGAGUGACAUCCAGAAACGGGGUGGAGGAGGAGGAGGAGGAGGAAGACGGUGAGCAGGCAGAUGGGAGAGCUGAAGCGCAGGCGAGCUCUGAGAGCGGGAGCAAGGCUGGCGAGGGCCAGGCGGGCGAAGGAGAGGCCAAGGUGCUGCGGUUCCGAGUGACGUGCAACAGGGCUGGGGACAAGCACAGCUUCACCUCCAACGAGGCCGCCAGGGACUUCGGUGGAGCCGUGCAGGAGCACUUCCAGUGGAAAGCUGACAUGACCAAUUUUGAUGUGGAGGUUCUUCUGAAUAUUCACAGCAGUGAGGUGGUGGUGGGGAUUGCAUUGACUGAAGAGAGUCUCCACAGACGGAAUAUCACACACUUCGGACCCACCACGCUGCGUUCCACUCUGGCUUACGGCAUGCUCAGACUCUGUGAUCCCCAGCCCACAGAUAUCAUAGUUGAUCCCAUGUGUGGUACAGGUGCGAUACCAAUAGAGGGAGCUGCAGAAUGGCCCUGCUGCUACCACAUUGCAGGGGAUAACAACCCUCAGGCAGUGAAGAGAGCAGCAAACAACAUCAGCUCCCUACUGAGGAAAAACGAGAGUAAGGACAGCAGCGCUGCCCUGGGCGCUCCCCUGGACGUCAUCCAGUGGGACAUCUGCCGGCUGCCGCUGCGGACGGGCUCCGUGGACGUCGUGGUGACGGACAUGCCCUUCGGGAAGCGGAUAGGGUCGAAGAAGAAGAACUGGGACCUGUACCCAGCCUGCCUGAUGGAGAUGGGCCGGAUCUGCACCCCAGGGACAGGCAGGGCUGUGCUGCUCACCCAGGACAAGAAGUGCUUUGCCAAGGCGCUGUCGCGCGUGGGACACAUCUGGCGCCGAGCCCAGACUGUGUGGGUGAACGUGGGGGGACUGCACGCUGCCGUGUACCUGCUGAGGCGCACCCCGGAGCCAGCACAGGACACCAGGCCCUUCUGGUGAGCUGCCUGCAGCACAGGAGACACCCCGGGCUCUUGGAUAGCCGGCUGCUAAAGCAGAGCAGCGGUCUGUCAGUUCCAAACCAAACAACCUGUGGAGAAAUUGUCACACAAAUAUUAAACCAGGGAUCAACUUGAGAGCUGCCAGUUCCACUGUGUGUUCUGAAACCUUAUUUGAAUCACCUCUGCUCCCUUCUACCCAAGCUGAAAUUCAUUAGUGAAUUAGUAAUUCUUUCCUUGGCUUGAA